AUGCUACCAGACGAUUCGGAAUGUGGGGUACUCGAACGCGUACAAUUGACGCCUUCGAUGAUACCAAAAUGUCCCAAAUUUGACGCCAAAGAUUCCCAAUUCUUCAGAAAAUUCACCAAGUUACCCUCACCGGAAGAAGUUCGCUCGCAGGCCAAAGCCCAACAUCUCGCAGGAGUCUGUCCAGAUAAUAGAAAAACCUUCUCGAUGACUAGCCUUAAUUACCGAACACCACCUGUGAUAUUCGAGGAUCUGGGGUUGUUUGUCAAAUGGGGAGGCAUUGUGAGAAUUUCCGAGGGUCAGUGCCUCUAUGCUCUCGGUCAGCUCCUUAAAGACGAUGUCCCGAUUCCGGAGAUAUACGGGUGGCGGGAGGAUGGCGGUGAAACUUUCCUUUAUAUGGAGUAUUUGCAGGGGCAGACUCUGGAGCAAGUGUGGGAUAAGCUGGAACCUGAUAACCGCGUUUCGAUCUGUUAUGAGCUCCGGACAAUCGUCAACCACAUUCGCCGCCUUCAACAGAAGCCAGGAGAGUCAUUCGUAGGUGAUAUUGCACAAGGUCAUCUAUAUGACAGAGUAUUCGAAGUCGAGUCGCCCGAAGCAGGGCCGUUCAAUACCGUCCAGGAAUUCCAUGACUGGUUUACUUUCCUACAUCGAAGACCAAUGCCAGAUCCAUAUAUUGUCCCAAUCGAACCGUUCCGUCAGGACCUGCCUGAUGAUAGUGAAAUCAAAUUUACGCAUGGCGAUCUCCACCGGAGCAACAUCCUCAUAACACGCUCUGAACCCUAUCGUGUUCUUGCAAUCGUCGAUUGGGAACAGUCUGGCUGGCUACCUGUGUACUGGGAGGCCAGAAAGGCGCAGUAUACUGCUGACACUCAGGAAUGGUCUAAAAAAUAUUUGCCAAUGAUUUUAUGUCAGUAUACCAGCACUUGGGAUACGUGGGCCUACUACACUGCGGCCCUGGGAGUUUGA
Penicillium psychrosexuale is the source of this 963-nucleotide messenger RNA. Its product is annotated as Aminoglycoside phosphotransferase. The transcript has 2 exons. Lineage: Eukaryota; Fungi; Ascomycota; Eurotiomycetes; Eurotiales; Aspergillaceae. The record is from RefSeq and is a predicted model, not a curated record. The coding region runs from base 1 to 963 and encodes 320 amino acids.